Messenger RNA from Mus musculus (house mouse), 1295 nucleotides. It is a transcript of the gene Mrgpra3, whose product is annotated as MAS-related GPR, member A3. Gene Ontology annotation, biological process: chemokine-mediated signaling pathway; signal transduction; G protein-coupled receptor signaling pathway. Gene Ontology annotation, cellular component: membrane; plasma membrane. Bases 69 to 1058 code for a protein of 329 amino acids. The transcript is spliced from 2 exons. Gene Ontology annotation, molecular function: transmembrane signaling receptor activity; G protein-coupled receptor activity. The record is from RefSeq and is marked validated. Lineage: Eukaryota; Metazoa; Chordata; Mammalia; Rodentia; Muridae.
AAGAAAUAUUCUGUAGUGACUGUAUCCUUCCUUCUACACAAGCCAGCAAGCUACAUCCAGCAAGAGGAAUGGGAGAAAGCAACACCAGUGCAGGGUUUCUGGCCCGAAACACCUCAGCCUCGACAAUGACACCCACAACAACAAAUUCAAUGAACGAAACCAUCCCUGGAAGUAUUGACAUCGAGACCCUGAUCCCAGACUUGAUGAUCAUCAUCUUCGGACUGGUCGGGCUGACAGGAAAUGCGAUUGUGUUCUGGCUCCUUGGCUUCCGCAUGCACAGGACUGCCUUCUUAGUCUACAUCCUAAACUUGGCCCUGGCUGACUUCCUCUUCCUUCUCUGUCACAUCAUAAAUUCCACAGUGGAUCUUCUCAAGUUUACCCUACCCAAAGGAAUUUUUGCCUUUUGUUUUCACACUAUCAAAAGGGUUCUCUAUAUCACAGGCCUGAGCAUGCUCAGUGCCAUCAGCACUGAGCGCUGCCUGUCUGUCCUGUGCCCCAUCUGGUAUCACUGCCGCCGCCCAGAACACACAUCAACUGUCAUGUGUGCUGUGAUCUGGGUCCUGUCCCUGUUGAUCUGCAUUCUGGAUGGUUAUUUCUGCGGUUACUUAGAUAACCAUUAUUUCAAUUACUCUGUGUGUCAGGCAUGGGACAUCUUUAUCGGAGCAUACCUGAUGUUUUUGUUUGUAGUCCUCUGUCUGUCCACCCUGGCUCUACUGGCCAGGUUGUUCUGUGGUGCUAGGAAUAUGAAAUUUACCAGAUUAUUCGUGACCAUCAUGCUGACCGUUUUGGUUUUUCUUCUCUGUGGGUUGCCCUGGGGCAUCACCUGGUUCCUGUUAUUCUGGAUUGCACCUGGUGUGUUUGUACUAGAUUAUAGCCCUCUUCUGGUCCUAACUGCUAUUAACAGCUGUGCCAACCCCAUUAUUUACUUCUUCGUGGGCUCCUUCAGGCAACGGUUGAAUAAACAGACCCUCAAAAUGGUUCUCCAGAAAGCCCUGCAGGACACUCCUGAGACACCUGAAAACAUGGUGGAGAUGUCAAGAAACAAAGCAGAGCCGUGAUGAAGAGCCUCUGCCUAGACUUCAGAGGUGGAUUUGGAGUGAGCACUGCCCUGCUGCACUUGACCACUGUCCACUCUCCUCUCAGCUUACUGACUUGACAUGCCUCACUGGUCCACCAACACCUUCCAAAGCUCUCCACUGACUUAGUAUUUAUACCUCUCCCAAACAAUAGCAUUAUUCAAAAACUAUAAUUUCUGCAUCCUUCUUUACAUUAAUAAAAUUCCCAUACUAAGUUCA